AAAUAUUACGGGCAUUAGUAGCAGUCACAUCCAAAAUUUUUUAAUGUUCGGGGUCGUAUAACCACUAAAAAAUCGAUGAAUCUUUUUAUGGCUAUAAAAAAUUAUAUUGAAAGGAUGAUACAAGAAGCAGGUCCUGGUAUGAAAUUGUUGCUAAUGGAUGCAGAAACAACAUCUAUAGUAAGUAUGAUAUUUGCCCAAUCUGAAAUUUUUCAAAGUGAAGUUUAUUUGUUUGAAGAUAUAAACUCAUCUAUUCGUGAGACAAUAAAAUACGUUAAAUGCAUAACUUAUCUUAGACCAACUAAUAAAAAUAUACAACUUCUUGGAGAAGAAUUAAAAUAUCCUAAAUAUGGAGCUUAUUAUAUAUAUUUUACCAAUGUAAUUAUGAGAAGUGAUUUAAAAACCAUUGCUGAAUCUGAUGAAUAUGAGACUGUGAAGGAAAUAAAAGAGUUUUAUGGAGAUUUUAUGGCUAUCAAUUCAUUUGCAUUUACUCUUAACAUAAAACAAAUAUACCAAAAUUUUGGCUGGGACCCACUUGCUUUACAACGGAGUGUAGAAGGAAUUACAAGCAUCUUUUUAUCUCUCAAACGAAAACCGAUUAUAAGAUAUCAAAGUAAUUCAGAUAUGACAUUAAAGCUAGCCGAAAAUGUUCAAAAAUGCAUAUCAAGGGAUCACGAGUUGUUUAAUUUUCGACAAAAUGAAAGCUCUUUGUUAUUAUUAAUUGAUAGACGUGAUGAUCCUGUGACCCCUUUAUUACAUCAGUGGACAUAUCAAGCCAUGGUUCACGACUUGAUUGGCAUCUAUAAUAAUAGAGUAAACUUAAAAACAGCUCCUGGAGUUCCUAAAAAUCUUAAAGAAAUCGUACUUUCAGCUGAGCAUGAUGGUUUUUAUUCUCAAAAUAUGUACCUUAAUUUUGGAGAAAUUAGUCAAAAUAUAAAAAUUUUGAUGGAACACUUUCAAAAAAAAUCUCAAUGCCAGCAAAAAGUUGAAUCUAUAUCAGACAUGAAAGCCUUCAUUGAAAACUAUCCUCAUUUUAAAAAAUUAUCUGGUAAAAUUUCAAAACACGUGACCCUUUUGACGGAAUUAUCAAGAUUGAUCUCUAAUUUUGAAAUUUUGAAAUUAUCUGAGAUAGAGCAAAGUUUAGCUUGUGGGUCAACUGAUCACCUAAAAGAUUUACAAGAGAUAAAAAAUGCAUUAAAUAAUGAUAAAAUCAAAGAAGUGGAUCUUUUGAAAUUGGUAUUAUUAUAUGCACUAUGUUAUGAAAGGCUUCCUAACAACGACAUUACUGGUCUAAUAAAAAUUUUACGGAAACAUGGAUUUAUUGAAAAAUAUAUUAAAAUGGUGCAUUCGAUUGUUGAUUUUGGCGGAUGCUCAUUUAGAAAUAAUGAUUUAUUUGGUACACAAGAUCCUAUUGCAUAUACAAAAAAAAUUUUUAAAGGCAUGAAAGGAAUCGAAAAUAUUUACACACAACACAAGACAUUGAUUGAAGAAUUAUUAGAUCAAAUUCUCAAAAUAAAAUUAAAAGAAAAUUUAUAUCCAUAUUUUGGAUCUAUUAAAAAUGAAAAGUUUAGCGACAUUGUAAUAUAUAUUGUUGGCGGUUUGACAUAUGAAGAGAUAUUAGCAACAUACAUGUUCAAUAAAAAUAACAAUUCUGGACCACAAGCUAUGCAAGUGUUAAUAGGAGGCACAAAUAUUUUGAAUAGUCAAAUGGUUCAGGAACUUGAUCGAAAUCGACUUUCUAAGAGGGGCGAACCCUCCCUUGGUCCAAUUACCCCAGGUUUUUAGAUACCUUGGAUCAAUUUUCUCAUUCUUCAAGUGGAAUAUAAAUGAAUUGCCAGCCAUUAAUAUUUUCUAUGUUUAUUAUGUUAUUAAGUUUAUGACAUAAUUUUAU
Messenger RNA from Gordionus sp. m RMFG-2023, 1888 nucleotides. Its product is annotated as vacuolar protein sorting-associated protein 45-like. The record is from RefSeq and is a predicted model, not a curated record. Gene Ontology annotation, cellular component: Golgi membrane. The transcript is spliced from 15 exons. Lineage: Eukaryota; Metazoa; Nematomorpha; Gordioida; Chordodea; Parachordodidae. The coding region runs from base 76 to 1782 and encodes 568 amino acids. Gene Ontology annotation, biological process: vesicle-mediated transport; intracellular protein transport.